Molecule: messenger RNA, 1080 nt
Organism: Amorphotheca resinae ATCC 22711
Lineage: Eukaryota; Fungi; Ascomycota; Leotiomycetes; Helotiales; Amorphothecaceae
Exons: 3
Coding region: 1-1080 (359 amino acids)
Biological process (GO): peptidyl-hypusine biosynthetic process
Cellular component (GO): cytoplasm
Molecular function (GO): deoxyhypusine synthase activity
Source: RefSeq, a predicted model, not a curated record
AUGGCGGCCUCUUCAGAGCAGCCAGGAGCCCCGCCCUCCUCUGUUACGGCUGCAGUGCUCGUCCAAUCGAAUGGAAUGCCCGAGGGCUCCCAAAAGGUCGAAGAGUUGGAUUUUAACAAGUUUCACGGCCGGGCAAUAACAGUGGAUGAUUUGAUUGGGGGCAUGAAUAACAUGGGGUUCCAGGCAAGCUCAGUGGGAGAGGCGGUACGGAUCAUAAAUGAGAUGCGCGCAUGGCGAGAUCCCGAAACCUCCGACAAGACCACCAUCUUCCUAGGCUAUACAUCCAACCUCAUCUCCUCCGGUCUCCGCGGCACCCUCCGCUACCUCGCACAACACAAUCAUGUCUCUGCAAUUGUCACUACUGCCGGUGGCAUCGAAGAAGAUCUCAUAAAAUGCCUUGGCGACACUUACAUAGGCUCGUUCUCGACUCCGGGCGCCGAGCUGCGUUCCAAGGGCUUGAAUCGCAUCGGGAACCUCAUCGUCCCGAAUAACAACUACUGCCUGUUCGAAGACUGGUUGAUACCCAUCCUAGACACCAUGCUUGAGGAGCAGGAAGCUAGCAAGGAUACGGAGGAGCCCAUCAAUUGGACGCCGUCGAAAGUCAUCCACCGCCUAGGGAAGGAGAUCAACGAUGAGCGCUCCGUCUAUUACUGGUGCUACAAGAACAAUAUCCCAGUCUUCUGCCCCGCUCUCACGGAUGGUAGUCUAGGCGAUAUGCUGUAUUUCCAUACGUUCAAGGCCAGCCCGAGACAGCUGAAGAUUGAUCUUGUCGAGGAUAUUAGGAAGAUUAACACGAUUGCCGUGCGGGCUAAGAGGGCCGGAAUGAUUAUCCUUGGCGGCGGGGUCGUUAAACAUCAUAUUGCAAAUGCAUGCUUGAUGAGAAAUGGGGCAGAGAGCGCUGUAUAUAUCAAUACGGCGCAGGAAUUUGACGGGAGUGACGCAGGGGCAAGACCGGAUGAGGCUGUGAGUUGGGGAAAGAUUAAGGUCGGGGCAGAUAGUGUUAAAGUCUAUGUCGAAGCAACGGCUUGCUUUCCACUCAUAGUAGCGUCUACUUUUGCGAAAGACAAAUGCGCCCCUUGA